AUGGAGGUCAAUUCUCCCAGCUUCGCGUCGCCGCUCGCUAGCGUUCGAGCCAACAACUUGCCCAUUCCCUCCCAAUUCGAGGGUGUCGUUGAUGCCAUCAGCAAUGCGAGCCCGUGGACUAUCGCCUUUACAAUUCUCGCGGUUCUUGUCGCUUAUGAUCAAAUCAUUUACCUCAUAAACAAAGGCAACAUUGUGGGCCCAGCUUUCAAGAUACCCUUUAUCGGACCAUUCUUGGAAUCUGUCAACCCCAAAUUUGAGGAAUAUUAUGCCAAAUGGAAAAGCGGCCCGCUCAGUUGCGUGUCCGUCUUUCACAAAUUCGUCGUGAUUGCCUCAACCCGUGAUUUGGCUAGGAAAGUGUUCAACUCCCCGACCUACGUGAAGCCCUGCGUCGUGGAUGUCGCUCAUAAGCUCCUGGGGAAGGAGAACUUUGUCUUUAUGGAUGGAAAACCACAUGUGGAUUUCCGGAAGGGCCUCAACGGCCUUUUCACAAGGAAGGCACUGCAGUCUUACCUUCCUGGUCAGGAGGGUGUCUAUAAUCAGUACUUCGAGCGCUUCCUUGGUAUCACGCAAAAAGCCGGCGGCAAGCCAGUACCCUUUAUGCCCGAGUUUCGCGAAUUGAUGUGCGCCGUAUCGCUCCGCACAUUCUGCGGCUAUUAUAUUUCGGACGAAGCUGUGAAGAAAAUCUCUGAUGACUAUUAUCUGAUCACAGAAGCAAUGGAGCUGGUCAACUUUCCUCUUAUUCUGCCUUUCACAAAGGCAUGGUACGGUAAGAAGGCGAGUGAUAUGGUCAUGGCCGAAUUUUGCCAGGCCAGUGCGAAGAGCAAGGUCAGUAUGGCAGCUGGCAAAGAACCAACUUGCAUUAUGGACGCGUGGGUCAAAAAUAUCCUGGCCUCAAAGCAAUGGGUUGAAGCAGAAGCCAAGGGAAUGCCAAUGGAGGGCAUGGAAAAACCAUCUCCUCUGCUACGUGACUUCGCCGAUUGGGAGAUCGCUCAGACAGUGCUCGCAUUUUUGUUCGCUUCCCAGGAUGCUACCAGCAGCGCAGCCACCUGGCUCUUUCAGACGAUGGCACAGCGCCCCGACGUGCUCGAUCGAGUGCGUGAGGAAAAUUAUCAGGUCCGUAACGGUAACGUCUAUGCUGAGGUUAACCUGGACCAACUGGAGUCCAUGACCUAUACCCGUGCAGUCGUCAGGGAGCUUCUGCGGUACCGACCUCCCGUGAUCAUGGUGCCUUAUAUGGCGAAGAAGCCGUUCCCAAUCACUGACUCCUACACUGUUCCUAAAGGAGCGAUGGUUAUCCCCACCACGUACCUCGCCCUCCGGGACGAGGAGGUAUACGAGAACCCUGACGAAUUCGAUCCUGAGCGUUAUUAUACCGGGGAUGCUGAGGAGAAGGGAAAGAAUAACUAUCUCGUGUUUGGAACCGGUCCACAUGUGUGCAUUGGACAGCACUAUGCGCAGCUCAAUCUGGUACUGCUUAUCGGCAAAGCCUCGUUGCUGCUGGACUGGAAGCACCAUGCGACCCCGCUAUCAGAGGAGAUCAAGGUCUUCGCAACCAUCUUUCCCAAGGAUGACUGCCCGUUGACAUUCAAUAAGAGAAAAUGGUAGGGUAAAGUGGUGGGACAAUGGAAAGGGAGGAGGGGCGGUUGCUUACUGCCGUUUGACUCGUUUGUACAGAACUCACAAUACUUCUAUACAUACUUUGAGUGUCAGCUUAAUAUUUCGACUGUCUAAUUCAAGACAUUCUGUCUUUCCCGAUUUUUAUUCUACUGUUCACAGACAAUGAAGACGUUGUUGGAUUUGUCCCAUUUGCCCAUAUCAUUGGCUCCUAGACCGUGCCCAAGAAUUGGUACCGUAACACUUUUAAUCAACUACUGCGGGUUUAAACCCCAGACACGUUCAUGAUAUUUUCAGAUCUUCGUUAUAUGGUCCUUUUAUUGAAUUUCAAU
Messenger RNA from Aspergillus neoniger CBS 115656, 1946 nucleotides. Its product is annotated as cytochrome P450. The record is from RefSeq and is a predicted model, not a curated record. The transcript is spliced from 5 exons. Gene Ontology annotation, biological process: sterol metabolic process. The coding region runs from base 1 to 1605 and encodes 534 amino acids. Gene Ontology annotation, molecular function: heme binding; monooxygenase activity; oxidoreductase activity, acting on paired donors, with incorporation or reduction of molecular oxygen. Lineage: Eukaryota; Fungi; Ascomycota; Eurotiomycetes; Eurotiales; Aspergillaceae.